ACUCAUCAGGAACUAUGGGACCAAGCUCUCACUUCCCCAACCCCCAAUUUAACCUCCCUAACCAUCGUUCACAUGGACUGUAGUACACCUAUCCUUCCAUUUGCACCCCGCAUCUAUCAGCUCGAUGCAAUGGAUUGCUCUUUUGAGCUAUGCCGCAGUCUACCGCAGAUCAAGUCGCUAAGAAUCGCAAACCCAAAGAACGAAACAAGAGUAGAUGCCCAGGGUAUCAUAUCGUUAAAACUGGAUACUAUUCAUGCAUCUGUCCAACUUCCAUCCGUCCUUCCAGCCCUUAAGGAGACUUUUAUGGCGGGCGACAUCGAUCCGAAAGCAAUAUUCGUACAUCCUUCAAGCUUCCUCAAGACGAGACUUGGGACAGCCUCAUGGGGGCGGCUCGUUGACAACCCCGAUGUU
This is a messenger RNA of Acaulospora colombiana, 411 nucleotides long. The record is from the annotation of a GenBank genome assembly. NCBI's taxonomy places the organism in Eukaryota, Fungi, Glomeromycota, Glomeromycetes, Diversisporales, Acaulosporaceae.